AUGCCUAGGCCAAUCAUUAGUGAUGGGGGAACCCAUUUUUGCAACAAGGAAUUUGGCGCUUUACUUAAGAAAUAUGGAUUAACUAAUAGAGUUGCAACUCCCUAUCAUCCACAAAUGUCAAGACAGGUGGAAGUUAGUAAUAGGCAAAUUAAGUCAGUCAUUGAGAAAUCAAUACAGACAUCUAGAAAAGAUUCGAUUGUACACUUAAACAAUGCCCUUUGGGCAUAUCACAUGACUUAUAAGUCACCAAUUGGAAGGGAUUCUUAUAGACUAGUUUAUGGCAAAGCUUGCCAUUUGCCAGUUGAAUUAGAACAUAAAGCUUAUUGGGCUAUUAAAGAGCUUAAUAUGGACUUAACCAAGGCAGAUGAAGAGCGCCUAUUGCACUUGAAUGAGCUUAAAGAAAUGCAUAGUAGGACAUAUGAAAAUGCCAAACUAUACAAAGAAAGGACCAAGAGAUAA
Molecule: messenger RNA, 459 nt
Organism: Ricinus communis (castor bean)
Lineage: Eukaryota; Viridiplantae; Streptophyta; Magnoliopsida; Malpighiales; Euphorbiaceae
Exons: 1
Coding region: 1-459 (152 amino acids)
Biological process (GO): DNA integration
Molecular function (GO): nucleic acid binding
Source: RefSeq, a predicted model, not a curated record